CUAUCACUACAAAAUUUUUAUUUGUUUGUGGAAGUUUUUUAGUGAGAGUUAUUAGAACCUCCACAAUCUAUUUUAUUUGUAACCAUUUUAAAUAAUUAACAAAAACUCUCACUGUUUGUUUUCAACCCAAUUAAUUAUAAAAAACCCAACCCAAACAAAUAUUUACCAAGCCCAUACCAAAAAUAAAAAAAUUGAAGUUAUUCGAGAGAGAGAGAACGAGGGAGAUCAGAGUCUGAAACCCUAAAAUCUGGAUUCCAUCACCACCGCCAUUCAUCUCCUUGCCGCCGUUGCCGCCAAGUCUCCUCCGUCAACGCGUCACCUGCUGGAGUUAUGAAUGGAAGACGAGGUGAUCGUGGAGCCUCUCAAUUCAUGGAGCUCUCGCCUCUCGAGAUAGUAUUUUAGGGAUGAUUCCAUUCAAAUCGUUGAGCACUCAGAGUGCGAUUUCUUUGCAGACUCAGUGGCACUGGCUGAGGAGAUCUGGAAGGUGAGCAAGAUGGAGUCUCUGGAAGCUUCGAUUGAAAGUGCAUUUGAAGCUAUCAGAUCUCAUGGAACUAAUUCUCAUAUCAUUCCAAGUCAUUACGGUUGGAGAAUUUAAGCGCCUGCUUAGUGUUAAACCAACUCUUAAGAAGGAACUGAUAAGUGCACCCAUUGUGACUCAUCCAAAAUCAUUGAAAUUGCCAAAGGAGUUUGAUGCAAGGACUCAAUGGUCUCAGUGUAGUACCAUUGGAAGAAUUCUAGAUCAGGGUCAUUGUGAUUCUUGUUGGGCAUUUGGUGCUGUAGAGUCAUUAUCAGAUCGAUUUUGCAUUCAUUUUGAUGUGGUAAGUAAUCUUAUUACUGAGCAAUAUAUUACUGUGUGUGAAUAUCAAUAAAUACAUAUCUUA
Molecule: messenger RNA, 881 nt
Organism: Arachis ipaensis
Lineage: Eukaryota; Viridiplantae; Streptophyta; Magnoliopsida; Fabales; Fabaceae
Source: RefSeq, a predicted model, not a curated record